GAAGAGUCCAGUGAAGAGCUGGGGAGGGAUGAGCGUGAGUUGGAGACAGGCAAGGAAGGGGAGAUUGAGCCAGAAGAGGAUGAACCCCCAGAGAUAGGAGAUGAGAAUUUGGAGGUAACCAGCAAUAUGAUGAAGCAGGCUGAUGAAAAGAAGGUGGCUUUUGAUACGGUGAGAAGAGGUGAAUUUCAAAACACUGUUCAGCUCUUCACUGAUGCCAUCAAACUGAACCCAUGGCUUAGUGCUUUGUAUGUCAACUGAGCCAGUGUCUUUGUACCAUUGCAAAAGCCAACUGCUAUCAGAGACUGCGACAAAGCCAUAAAAAUCGACCCAAAUUCCGCACAUCCAUGCAAGUGGAGAGGGAAAGCAUUUCAGUUCCUGGAUCACUGGCAGCAGGCUGCCAGGGACCUUGCACUGGCCUGCCAGCUGGACUAUGAUGAAGAUACCAAUAACAUGUUGUAGGUGGUUCAGAGAAGAGUCCAGAAAAUUUCCAGGCACAAAAAAAAGUAUGAGAAACAAAACACAAAGCAACCAUUGGAUGUAUUGCCAAGGGUAGGGAAAUCUAUGGCAGAAGAGGAGAGGGAUCGGGUUCCGACUUCUCAAGAAAAGGAAGAAGCACAGCUUCAGGUUCACCUUUGGACCUCCCAGGAAGCUGAUAAUGACUCUUGUAGGGAAUCUGAGCAAAAGCCAUAUCCAGUAGAAGAGAAUAAGUUUUACAGGGAAGAUCCAUGUAGAGCUGAGGGGGAAGAAAAGGCCAGUGGAGAAUAA
Molecule: messenger RNA, 765 nt
Organism: Pelecanus crispus (Dalmatian pelican)
Lineage: Eukaryota; Metazoa; Chordata; Aves; Pelecaniformes; Pelecanidae
Source: RefSeq, a predicted model, not a curated record